ACUUGACCCAAACCAAAGUGUGGGGAUCCUGGACAGAAGAGUCUCUGAGGUCAGCUACACUCCUGAUGGAGGGUGGUGUGAGGGCAGUUCUUGGGCUCUCCCUCACCUGCAUGUCCAGCCUCAGCCUCCUCUCCCCUGCCUGGUUCCAGAGCCCCACCUUCUCCUAUGGCAUCUUUACCUACUGUUCCUGGCUGCAGGGUGACAGCUGGAACCACAGCUGUGUGACCUUCAGGUCCCUGGAGGACAUUCCCAGCCUGACCUGGAAGGUCUCAGCUGCAAUGCUCCUGGGAGGCUGGCUGCUGUUGGCCUUCAGUGCUGUCCUGCUUCUGUCCUGGGCCCUGGCUCCCAGAGGGCUCUACCUGAGGAGGGGCAGCGGCCUGAUACCAGUGGUGCAGGGGGCAGCAGCUGCCUCCUCCCUUGUGGGCUUGCUGCUUUUCCCAGUCACUCUGGCUUCCCCAUUCGCCAAAGAAGUCUGCAAAGGCUCCUCAGUGUACCACAGUGGAGCGUGCCAUCUGAGCUGGGGCUAUGCCUUGGCCAUCCUUAACAUGGUCCUGGCCAGCCUCCUGCCCAUCAUCGGAUGGCCUCAGAUGGCCACAGUCCAGAGAACAGCCAUCCUCUUCUCCAGCGAAACUCAGAGAAUCAUCUUCAUGCCAGAAAUGAGCAAAUAA
Nannospalax galili (Upper Galilee mountains blind mole rat) is the source of this 668-nucleotide messenger RNA. It is a transcript of the gene Lhfpl7, whose product is annotated as transmembrane protein 211. The coding region runs from base 66 to 668 and encodes 200 amino acids. Gene Ontology annotation, cellular component: membrane. The transcript has 4 exons. The record is from RefSeq and is a predicted model, not a curated record. Lineage: Eukaryota; Metazoa; Chordata; Mammalia; Rodentia; Spalacidae.